AAAAACCCUUCACUGCAGCGAGACAAGUCAAACUCGCCUUCCCUCCGGUGAGAUCCCCACCCAAAUCUCUCUCGGAUUCCAAUCUCCAUCACCAUCAGCGCCGGCUAAUGACAUGCGAAAUGCACGCCGUCCUCGCCGGGAUCCCGCAGUCGCUCCGGCCCGCGGUGCUGAUCGCCUCGGCGUGCGCGCUGCUCCUCCUCGCCACCGCACUCCUGCUCCCCCGCGCCGCCCCUCCUGCCCCGCCGCUGACCACCGGCGCCGCCGCGGACGCCGACGCCGCCGUCCGCCUCGACGCGCGCGUCGCCCGGCGGAGCGGGAACGAGUUGCUGUGGCAGCUGCCGCCCGCGUCGACGCCGCUGCGGGCCGCGCUGUUCGCGGCGCCCGGGUGCACCAUCCGCGCCACCGACUUCUUCGACGCCUCCCCGGGGUGCCCGCGCUGCGCGGGGCUCCCCGAGGAGCGCCGCUUCACCCGCGCCGCGCUCGCCCGCGGGUACGCUGUCCUCUCCGUCUCCAGUCGCGCCGAGUGCUGGUCCCUCGACGCCGCCGGGGGCGGGGAGGAGGAGGGCGGCGGCAGCGAGCUCGCCGCGGUCGAGUCCAUCAUCAAGUGGUGGACCGGGGAGGAGUUUCCCCAGCUCGCGGGCCUCCCGCUCGUCGGCAUCGGCGCGUCCUCGGACGGGUACUUCCUCUCCGCGCUCGCGGCGAGGGUCAGGUUCAGCAGCGUCGCCGUCAUGAUCGCCGAGGGCGUGUACGGGGCCAUGGCCGACAUCCCGGCGGGUUACCCGCCGGCGCUGUUCGUGCACAUGCCCAAGGACGCCGAGAGUGCGGGGCUGGUGGCGGGCAGCAUGCGCAAGCUCAAGGCGAAGCGCGUAGACGUGCGGGAGAUCCGGUGCGACGACUUCGCCGUGAGCGCGGAGGUCCUGGCGGAGAGGGUGCCGGGGCUCACCCGCGCCGUCGCCGACGCGCUGGUGGACGUGCUGCGCCGGAAGGGGUUCGUGGAUGAUAAGGGGUUUCUGAAGAAGGACGGGAGGAGCACACCGUGGAAGAAGGCGGCGGAGGAGGCCAAGGUCUUGCCGGAGCGGUUCAAUCUGGAGAGGCAUGUCAACGAGGAGCUGAAUGUUGCCUAUGCAUACCAUGAGUUCACCAGCCUCAAGAAUACUGAGAUCUUCGAAUGGUUCGAGUCCCAUAUGAAACAUAAGGACUGAAGUCUGAAGGCAUGCCACGGUGAACUGAGUAAUUGAGCAAAUCAGUCUUAUGUAAUUCUGCUGAUUGUUAGAAGAUGAAUGAAUUUUGACCAUUAUCCACAUGGCUGGAAAGUUGGAGCAAACUCUUAUGAAAUUCGUCAACAUAUCUUAGAGGUGAUAUUAUACAAGAAGCCAAAAAAAUACAGGAAAUCCAUGAAGGAGAAAAAUGAAGGGUAACAUCAGUUGAGGAAAACAAUUUAGACAGGAAACAUCCUUGUCUAGAAGUGGUAAUCAUUUGCCUUCUUGAAGAUCUCAGCCUGGGCAGAAGCAGCACCGUCAGAGGUUAUGGCCACAACGAUGCAAUCCUUCACCUGCUGGGUGGUGAAAGGAAACUUCUUGUUAACGAUGGAGUUGAGGCAGUACCAAAAGUCUUGCCGAUGUUGCCAAGGGAUCCUACAACUGCAGUGAUCAUGUCUGGGUGGCUCUUCCAGUAGCUGCAAUUUUCAUGCCAAAAUGAUCAUGUUAAAAUUUUUCGCUCUUUGAUGUUUGAUACUUAUGAUGUGUACUCGUAUGGGCUCUUACUCGCAGGAUCCAGUGAAUCCAUGCUUCGGAAUUUCAGGGAUCCCAUAGGAAGGUGUACUUGGGGUGCUUGGUGUAGAGCCGUAAGAUGGUGUCGGCGUUGUGCUGUAAUCGGGUGUUGGCGUUGGCUUGUACCCGCCUCCUGUCCCGUACGUCGGAGUUGGGGGGCUACCAUCUGAGUCUGUACUAUUACUACUACCAAGGACUGAUCACUGAUCAAAUAAAUAUGUUACACAAAAGGAAUAGGUUCAGAGAAAAUACAGCUGGGAGCAGAUGAGUAGGUCUUCUGCUCAGACAACUCUGCCAGGCUCCUGCAUGAGCUCAGGCUGACAAGUCCCACUAUGACAGCACUGAUAAGAAGAACCUUGGUGGCCAUCUUGCUCUCAACGUCUACAGACAAGACUGAAUAUAUGGCUGAAGAAAUGGUUGAGAAACUAGAGAUGCUUAAGUUGAUGAUCUGAGUACCCUUCGUUCACAUAUAUAUAUACAUUCGAGCGGUGCUCUACAGUUCCAUUGAUGCUAUUGCAUACAUGUUCAUCAGACUGUUAGUAGUUGGCCAACAUUUAAUGAUCUUGGUUUGUCCAGCUUGUCGUGUUGGUGAUCUGCUUGCUCUUAACUGGUUUAGUGAAGAGCUUACACCGUUACACGUUGAGGAUUUUAACCCAACUUCUUUUCUCCAUAAAUUUUGCAAAAGAGAGAGAGAGAGAGAGAGAGAGAGAGAGAGAGAGAGAGAGAGAGAGAGAGAGAGAGAGAGAGAGAGAGAAGGAAACCAAGGUAGAGCUUCCCUGGACUUUGGACAGGUUUCUUUUGACAGAGAAUGAGGAUGUUUCCCACUCCUGCAGAUUUAAUUGGAACUGCUGCCUGCCACCUACUUGGUUAACUAUACCUCGAGCUGGACUCGACGAUCUGAUCCCUGAAUUGACUAACUGAAUCUGUUGAACUUAUUGAUGGAAAAUGGGUUUGGUGUGCUUCUCUGGUCCAGCUGAAACACAGAAGGAUGCAACUAGUUUGUUCUGAAUAACUAUGGAGAAGCUGAAGGUAUUUUGGCCCAAUUUAAAUGCACAGGAUUUUGCCAGAUUUCAUCCAGUCUGAUAUCCUGACAGGCACAUCUGGUAAUUUAUUUGAAAUUGAUUUCCACUGCAAGUUUUACUCCUGCACAUUCAAAUUUUUGCUUAUAGCCUGUCGGUGCAUAGUCCUCUGCAUUUCUGUGUAUUAUUCUGAUUGCAUCUGCCUAUCUUUUAGCCCGUUACUGUAGUAACAGUACGUUUCUGCAGCAUUCAUCCAUCACAUCGCACCUGGUACCAUGUUUUUAGCCCCUGAAUGUGAUGCCGUCUGCCAUUUACAAAUUACAAGGGCCUCCUCUUUUUUUACAACAUCAUCGGACAUGUUACUGUAUUGCUAAUGAACUCACAUGAAUGAUUCAUGUGCAGCUCUCUUCGGAAUUACAGACUAUGUACUGACCUAGUAUGCAAAGUUUUUUUUGAGGAAAUCCUAGUAUGCAAAGUUCAGAAACGAUCAUCAGUACAGCGGUCUAAUUUGCUACAGUAGGCCUUCUUUCGGAUGAAAAAUCACCUCUAGCACCAAGUUUCCCUCCAAGGCUCCAAUCAAGGAGGUAGCCACUAGCAAGAACUCCCCGAGGCCCAGCAGCUGUACUUGCACGAGAUGUGAUUGGCCCCGAUUGAAGAGAUUGAGAUGCCAUGUGAUCUCUCGUGGAUCUGCCGGGGCUUUACAGAGAGUUCGGAGGGCCGGGCAGAUGGGAGCUAGCUGCUGCUGCUCUGUGGCCGCCAUUUUUGAACUGUGCAGUUCCUUUCAUGAGUGGUGAUGCGCCGGGUCCUUCAAGAGAGCACAUGUACACACAUCUCCCUUACACUCAUUUAUCAUUGACCGAAUAUAUUAAAUUACGUACUGUUUUUCGGUGCGGUUAUUGUACUUGCUUAUUCUCAAACCUGUUUGUGUGGAGGGCAGUGCUGCAGCUCUAUUUCAGCUGGAAUUCAUGCUGGUGCUGCAGGUUACCAGAGGACGGUGGAAGUUUGUCGGUGGAAGGAGUCUCGCUGCUAUUAUGAGCCCAUUUUUGUAGCUGUGGCAUUUAAAGGGAGGGCAUGUAGUGCAGGUCGUCGUAGAACUCGACAUAUAGUAGUGGGCAUUAUUUGGAUUCGGUGCAAAAGAAAAGAUUCAUGGGAGCAUUUGGAUUUGGUGCACAAUGCUGGGAUCCAAAUUUUAAAACCUUUAGUUCAAAUCUGGACAAAAGUUGAAACAUUUGAGAAAUUAAAUAAGUGCCAAGCAAGAUAUACCAUGUGCAAGCAGGAACUGCUUUAUCUGAUUUAUAAAAUAUAUAAGUCGCUUUUUAGA
Messenger RNA from Panicum virgatum (switchgrass), 4109 nucleotides. RefSeq lists its product as uncharacterized. NCBI's taxonomy places the organism in Eukaryota, Viridiplantae, Streptophyta, Magnoliopsida, Poales, Poaceae. The record is from RefSeq and is a predicted model, not a curated record. The transcript is spliced from 4 exons. The coding region runs from base 108 to 1202 and encodes 364 amino acids.